AUGUCAUCACCCUUGUAUAGAGGAGACCAUGCUGACUUCGCUCAUCACUUGAGUUUGUUGAAACUUGAAGAAUCCGAUGGUCAAUCUGACGAAGUACUUCUUGCUCCUGUACUGACUGGUCCGGUUCUCAACCAACCGUCGCUCGACCCUACGCAAUAUGGACUCCUAGGGGGCGUGAAGAAAAUCGAUACGCCUAUUUACUCCACCAUGGACGAUGAACUGACGAAAAAAGACCCCCGAUUGUUUUUCAACGUUUCAUCACCUUCGAGCGUGUUCAUUUGCGGAUCCCAGGGAUCCGGAAAGAGUCACACGCUAUCUUGUUUGUUAGAAGGGUGCUUGAUUCCAUCCAAAGCUGGCAGGCUGUUGAGCCCCUUGACAGCUGUCGUAUUUCAUUAUGAUGCAUUUAUCUGUGAUGGCGGUGGGUCGCCUUGUGAAGCUGCCUUUCUGUCGUCUCAUCCCAAUCUGAAGGUCAGAGUACUUUGUGCUCCGACCAACCUUCGCACUAUUAAGGUGAGGGGGGCAAGCAUCAAUAAAGCCCACAUCGCUUACAAUGCUACAGGAUUUAACAUCGAUGUGCAGCCUUUACAGAUUGAUCAGUCUCACCUGAACACCAAACGAAUGCUGGAUCUCAUGUCAGUUGCCCGGAAUAGCAGCGCUGGCCCAUUAUACUUGCAGACUGUUCAACGGAUACUGCGAGAGAUGCGUCUGCUACAACAAAGCACAGGAUGUCCGUUCAAUUAUCAAGAUUUCAAGAGCAGAGUACUCGGUUCUGGGCUGCUGACUAGUCAAAUGGAGCCCUUGAAGCAAAGGUUGGAUAUUCUCGAGAGCUUCAUGCCCCCCAACCAAGCAAGGACGGAUUACAAUGUUAAGGGAACGAAGGCAAAACCCCAUGAUGGAGGUUCAAUCUGGGUCCCCAAGUUGACAAUCGUUGAUCUCUCCUGUCCUUGUGUUUCCCCUGAUACCGCCUGCAGCCUUUUUAACGUUUGUUUUGGAAUCUUUAUGGAACAAGAUACCAGGAUUGGUAGGAUCGUCGCUCUUGAUGAGGCCCACAAGUAUAUGAAGGACUCUGUCGAAGCCCAGAAUUUUACAGACACCCUUCUCUCCACUGUUCGAUUACAACGUCACCUCGGCGCUCGCAUCUUUAUUUCAACUCAGGAGCCAACCAUCUCCAGCGAUCUUCUCGAUCUAUGCUCUGUCGCUAUUGUCCAUCGAUUCUCAUCGCCUGCAUGGGUUCGUGCUUUACAAUCUCAUGUGGCUGCGGCAGCCUUGAAUCUACAUGCAGCGAAAGACAGUCUGGCAAAAGAUGAGCAGGCACUCCUCGAUAUUCCAACAAGGCUCUCUAUCUUUCACCGGAUCGUCAACCUUAAAGUGGGCGAGGCUCUGCUCUUUUCGCCGGGGGCCAUGCUGAGUAUCGUAUCCAAAGAGGCUGAGCAAGAAAUGGUCAGACUAGGCUCCGGCUAUAUGACUAUCAAGGUGCGAGGCAGGCUUACAGAAGAUGGCGGGAAGAGUGUUUUAUCCACCUGA
Molecule: messenger RNA, 1524 nt
Organism: Penicillium diatomitis
Lineage: Eukaryota; Fungi; Ascomycota; Eurotiomycetes; Eurotiales; Aspergillaceae
Exons: 5
Coding region: 1-1524 (507 amino acids)
Source: RefSeq, a predicted model, not a curated record